GCUUUUUUCUUUUUUCAUUUCAUCCUGCGACCUGUCUGCGGCGGCUGCGGACGUGCGCGAGCCGGCAGCGCUGAUCCCCCGCGCCCCGUUUCAGCGGCCUCUCUGCUUUCAUUCCGGACCGCAGCUCAGUCCGAGUCAAGCCGGCUAAUUAGCCAGGGCUCGCGGGAGCCUCUGAAAGGGACAUCCUCUGUCUCUCGUGCAUGCGCGUGCUCUCUCUCUCUCUCUCUCUCUCUCUCACUCUCUCUCUCUCUCUCACUCUCUCACUCACUCUCUCUCGCUCUCUCUCUCUCACUCUCUGUCUCCCUCUCUCUCGCUCUCUCAGACUGAGACACAGUCUGCCCUUUCCCUUGUGCUGCUGCCUGCUUCUUGUCUGUCUGGCUGCUCUCUCUCUUUCUCUCCUCUCUCUCUCCCUCGCUCUGUUCUUUUUCUCUUCAUCAUGUUCCAGCUGCUCUCCAGCUUCAGUGAAUUUUUCUCCAUUUCCCUCCUCAGCACUGGUGCACUUUAUGAAUAUGUAUGAGUCUGUAUUCGUUCCCUGAACUUUCAUCCGUCCUGUCCGAUUCCUGGCAAAUGAUUGAAACUGUCUUCAAGAAUCUGUCGGGAAAGGAAGAAAGCAGAUGAGCAGUUAACGAGGCGAAGGACGGAUAAAUCAAAGGGCUGAAACUUGGGAGAGGGAGGGACCAGAAGAGGAAGAGAAGAGGAGGAGGAGGAACCGGAGAAGCGACGGAGCACAAAGUGCCUACUCCCGAAGGAGCAGCGCUGUCAGACCAGCCCCCUGUCUCUCCCUGGGCCUGACGGUCACCUGACGGGCUUCUCGCUCCUUUGGAACAGCAGCGUUUCAUCAGGGAGGCGGACCCCGUCGCCCGGCGCCCCACACGCAUCACACGUCUCAUCUGAGCGUUCGGGACACCGUUUUUUUUUUUGGUUUUUUUUUUAACGUGGAAAAGAAACGUACCUACCGUCCAACGAUACCAAAGGAAAUACCGGACCUUAACAAGAGCUACUGUGACGCCUAGACACAAAGGACGCAGCGAGAGAGACGGACUCUGGUACCUUUCUCUCUCUCUCUCUCUCUCUCUCUCUUUCUCGCUCACUCCCUCCCUCUCCAGCGCAGUGUCAGGGAGUGUCCCCCCAGUCCGCCCUGCUCCCAGAAUGCCCGUGUGACCCGCCUUCUCUUGUCCCCCGCGACCGUGACAGAGCUGGACUCUGCUCGCCAGUCAUCCCGCCACCCCCUCAAGGCCUGGGAUUGAAGCUGCCCUCGUUUCACCCCCCUGGGCCGUUCCCCGGAGGACCCCAACCACCUGCCAUGGCUGCCAACGUGGCCAUGGGCCGCGACACCAAGUGGCUGACCCUGGAGGUGUGCCGGGAGUUCCAGAGGGGCACCUGCUCCCGCUCGGACGCCGAGUGCAAGUUCGCCCACCCCUCGCGCAGCUGCCACGUGGAGAACGGCCGCGUCAUCGCCUGCUUCGACUCGCUCAAGGGUCGCUGCACACGAGAGAACUGCAAGUACUUGCACCCUCCGCCCCACCUGAAAACCCAGCUGGAGAUCAACGGCCGCAAUAACCUGAUCCAGCAGAAGACGGCGGCCGCCAUGUUGGCUCAGCAGAUGCAGUUCAUGCUGCCGGGAGCCCAGUUGCAGCCCAUAACGACUUUCCCGGUCACGCCCUCCCUGGCCACCAGCCCCAGCAUGGCGUUCAGCCCCUACCUGAGCCACAUGAACCCGGGGAUGGGCCUGGUUCAGGAGCUGCUGCCCAGCGCCCCCGUGCUGGUCCCGGGGAGCCCCACCACCCUCACCAUGGGCGGCAGCAACCCCGCGCAGAAGCACCUGCGCACCGACAAGCUGGAGGUGUGCCGGGAGUUCCAGCGGGGGAACUGCACGCGGGGGGAGAACGACUGCCGCUACGCCCACCCGCAGGAGGCGGCCAUGGUGGACGGCAGCGAGAACUCGGUCAUCGUGUGCAUGGACUACAUCAAGGGCCGCUGCUCCCGGGACAAGUGCAAGUACUUCCACCCGCCCGCCCACCUGCAGGCCAAGAUCAAGGCCGCGCAGCACCAGGCCAGCCAGAACGCCGCCGCCGCCGCCGCCAUGGCCCUGCCGCAUGGGGCCCUGCAGCCGCUACCAAAGAGACCGGCUCUGGAGAAGACCAACGGCGCCGCCACGGCCGUCUUCAACCCCAGCAUGUUCCACUACCAGCAGGCCCUGGCCAACAUGCAGCUCCAGCAGCCCACCUUCAUCCCCACAGGCUCUUUCCUGUGCAUGGCGCCCUCUGGAGGCGUUGGCUUUCUCAAGCCUCCUUCCCCGCUGGUGGCCGAGGGCCGCUGGGAGAGGCGGGACUGGAGCAGCUGCAGGCUCCCCCACAGCCGCCUCCUGUCAGCGCCCGGAAAUACCGUUCCCAUGAUGCACGGUGCCACGCCUUCCACUGUUACGUCCGCCUCGACCCCCGUCACCAGUGUUCCUUUCGCCGACACCGCGGCCUCCAAUCAGAUUUCCCAAUUAUCAGUACAUGAACUGAAUAGCAACUUGUUUGUUUCACAGAUGUAACCGUUGUCCAUAAAAAAUAGACCCCCACAAGGUUCUGAAUGCCAGCCCAAUGGAUCUCCAGUUCGUCCCCAUGGAAACCCCAUCCCACACAAUCCCGAAACUCCCGUUGCUCUGGUGGCGGUGAGCCCAGUAAGCCUGUCUCCAAAACCAAGCUAAGUUCACCACCACCCAAAUAACCGCCAGUUCCCUCACGAGCAGUGCCCAAGAACACCACAGCGACCAGAACGCCGAAAACCGUGCCUACUCCAAAUCUCCUUUUGGCAGGAGUGCAGAAGUUCCACCGCAGUCCCGCGUAAUUCAUUAACCGACCCGCCCACACCUUUACGCCAACUAUGCCGCGCUCCUCCCAGAGCUGUCCCGAGAACUAGGCCACACUGAGACGAACGCCAAAAACAAAAAAACAGGUCAGGCAGGCGAAGAGAGAACCCUGGUCCGGUGUCGAAACACGCCACACACACACAGUGCUGAGCUCGUCCCAGCCCGUCCCGCAGCCCCCCGGCCUGAACACACUGAGCACCGCGGUGUUCAGGACACGCAUGGAAGGAGGCGAGGACUUCGUGUGCAGGAAGACACGUUUACACGACCCAACACACCUGAAUGUUCAGUAGCUUCACUUCAAAGGGAAGGCGUAUUGAAAACGAAGCAAAGGAAAAUGCAGGCCGCGGUUUGUAAGUUUACUGCACGGCAGUAACAAAAAUUAGAAGGACAAAGAAAUUUUAGAAGUUGGUCCGACAACUUUUAAUUGAAAAAGAAAACAAAAACAAACGAUAUAAAAAGUGUUAAGAUGUUUUAUGUUUACAUGUAAAAACUCAAAAUCAAAGAAAUAUCAAGAGGCGAUCGACGAAUUACUCUCAUUUGAAAGAAAGAGGACACUUUUUUCGGAGGGCUUUCUUCUGUCCUCCUGUAAUCCAGGAUUGAGCAUUCAAACCUCGACCGCAGGUGGGUUUCUGUCAGCUUAACCAGUGCCUUUAAAUUAGCCACUGUCUGUAAUAAGGGUGGAGACAAUUUGACCUCCUAUCCUACUAACUUCUCUGAAUGAACAAAGACCUAAGGUGGAAUGAUAAGACAGAAACUGCUUCAGGCCUGGAAUAUAGGAGCUCUGUAUGUACUAAUGAUUUGAGGGGUAAGUUGGGCUGUCCUUAAGUUAAGCUCACUGGUAUAAGAAUGUUGCAUGGCACAGCACUGCAGUGUUAUAAGACCACAAAUCUUGGGAUCAGCCUCUCCUGUAACCAUACUGAUUUGCCAUGGUUGGACAGCGCCCCCUACCUGCAUGGAGGAUUACCAGCACAUCCCAGCGUGAAUGCCAUCAGUUUGCUUCUGAUUGGUUCCCUGCUAACGGACUCCUUAUCAGUGCAUUUUGUAUACUGAUGCUACUUUCUAAGGGCAGGAAUCAAAACAGCCUUAAGCAGAUAGGUAGUGGGUACCGCAAGCAUAUGUCUGUAUAUGUAUAAUAUGAGGUUGGGAACUCAAGCAGAAAGGUGACCAGUUGCAUAAAUAAGAUGCACAUGGACGUCUGUCGUAAAUAACAGAGAAAAAAAAACUAUUUCAAAAACUAUACUUGUAAGUAGCUUUAAGGCACUUAAACUUUUUAUUUUUUUGACAUCCCAGAACUUGAAUUUGAAAUUGACUUACAAUCAAAACCGGAGUUUUGAUUCGAGUCUUCUUGUUUCCUUCGAUUUUGAAUGCAAACUGGCCACCAGAUCUGCUUGCACAAGUUGCCUGGUGAAAAGAUUGACAAUCUGAUGGAACGCGAUACGUAAUCGGCUUCUCCUGUCCUGCUCAGCCAUCUGUCUGUUCAGUGUGUGUAUGUGUGCGCGCGCGUGUGUGUGACUGCGUGUCUGUGUUUCAGUUGCUGUGUCCGUUUAGUUUUCGCUUUGCACCGCGUUAAUGUUGUUAUUUCCGCGUGAAUACCCCUGAAACAGACUGUGGUGUCCUGAAAUGCAUGGAAGCAUGAAAGCACGUAAACACCAACACGUGUGAAACACUCCGGAGUUAGUGUGAGUUCAAGACCCCCGUCUUUGGGUUCCCGACCUUCUCUGAGGGUCUUGUACUGCCUGGCACAGGGUUCUAGCUUUGAAAGAAUCUGGAGGAACUUUUCUUUUUUUGCAUUGAGAGAUGAGAGUAAAGAUUGACCCUCCCGCUUUCGUCUGUUCUCUUCAUCUUCUCCCUGUCGUGUGAUAGUGUUUGGCCAUUUUAGCAUUUUUCCUUUAUUUCCCCUUUUUAUUACAUUUGGUGUUUGUUUUUGGACUAGAUGAAUACAAGGGUUGUGUGGAAAAUGUGUGCUACAGGUAGUGAUGCAUUUGCGUCAACGGGAGUAGGGAGCACUGGAAUUACAAGGCAAGUUGCAGUGGACGACCUUGCUGAAUCUCAGGUUGAUUCACAGAAGGUCACAAAUUGAGAAACUUAAAAGAAAAAGAAAAAAAGGAUUGUUGAACUGCCAUCCCAUUGAUUGCACUUUUGGAAUUGGGCUGUUUAUGCAAUUUAUUUGUACAAUUGUUUUGGAUUUUAUUUUGGUGUGUGCGCGUGUGUGUGUGUGUGUAUGCACGUGCGCCAUUUGUUGCUCUUGAAGUCAUCGAGACUUAAAAUUGGACCUUAAUCACUGAAAUGCACUCAUGCUUUCAAAAGUCGGCGGGCUCUAAACGUUCAGCGGCAAGAUGCUGCUUUGUGGCUGUGGGAACAGGAAGGGGAAGAGGAGGGGGAGAGGUGCAGACAGGUAAAUUCAUCUAGGAGGUGCUGUUUACUGUCCAAAUGCUGUCUGCCCUAAAGCGAAACCUUAGAGGUCACUUUGGGGGCACAAUGCUUUUAGAAUAUUGGUAAACCGUGCAUUGCAGGUACACCACAACUGUGAUGAACAUGGAUAUGAAUUAUGGCUAGCACGCUACGUGAAGCCAUUUUCAGAAGAUGAAUAAUUCGAAAUAUGAAUAGCAUACCUCGGCAGCAUACUCCUCUCUCUCUUCCUGUCAAACUGGUUCAACCCUCCACAUACUGUAGCCACACAUUCAAAUAGAGGAUUGAAAUGUACGAAAAUGAUUUAUGAAUCAGUGUUUGAUACACUGCACAAACAAGCAAGAAAGGGUUCUUUUACUAAUAGGGUUUUCAUUAACCUCUUGUUUCUCUUUUAAAUGUAGUUCAGAAUGUUUAUUCUUUUAAAUGUAAAAGCAGAAGCCAUGUGGUCUCCGGUCAGAUUUUUUCCGAACUCUAGUUGGGCUGAACAUUUAAAUGAUUGAAUCACUAAUGUGUAGCCAGGCUAUGUAAGAAAGGUAAAAUAUUGGCUUUAUCAGUCUUUCACUCACUGCUGUUUCUUUAUAGUGCAGCUUGCGGAAUGACUGAGGUUGUCAUAUCUGACUGGAAAAAAAAAUCUUCUAAACGAGAAGACACAAGAUAUGAUUUUACAAGUACGCCUUUAGUUUUCUAGUUUUCUUUCUGCUAAGAGGUCAAAUGUGAAACAGUACACAAACAAUAUUCUGUGUUAAUGUAAAAAAACAAAAAUGCAUUUACGUGUGGUAUGAUUAUGGAUUCUCGAUUUUGUUUGUCUUUGUGAAACUUAUUUUCUGGGGCAUGCUCUAUUGGUUUGUGAAGUAGAGCUGGCUAACUGUUGCUGUUGUCCUUGAGGGCAAAUGGGAUUAAUGAGUUUUUUGCAAAUGUGUACUAAAUAUCGACUGCUUAACGAGCAGGAAAUUGACACGUUUUUUCAUUUUUAAUUAAAGCUGGUUAAUUAUAGUUUGAUGAGGAAUUAAAACUACAUAGCCCUGAAGGACUGGAGGGCCUCAGUCCAGGUGUAAACAACUCUCUCUCACUCUCCAUCAGCAUCUCUCUCUGGCUCUCUCUCUUUCUCUCUGUCUCUCUCUCUCUCCCCCCCCCCUUCUGAUGUGAAAUAUGCCUUCUCCAACUCAGCUCAGCUGGAAAAAAAUGACUUGAUUAAAAAAAAAUACAUCGGGGGGCCUUAGCCAUUUUAUGUACACUUGUGUUGUGUACUCUGGUUGUGUGAUGAGUCAAUUAGUUAGCUAGGGUAAUCCAAGUGUAAAUAUCACAAUAACUUUACUACUAGUCUUUACUCAUCAUUUUUUUCUAGGUUUCUAUUUGACCUUUUUUCUCUCCUGUUGAUUUUAUUUUACUGAAUAUUUUUCCUGUUAGUUGUGUCAUUUUAGUUUUAUAUCUGUACUGGCAGAAGUGUUGGUUAUAUUUGAUGUAUUUUUAAAACCAUAUUUUUUCUUAAUCAGUUCAGUUUCCUAUUCAUUAUAAAAUACAUAGCAUGGAAUUUAAAAUUAACUCAAUUCAUAGUUUGUGUAGUUUGCAGUUUCAAAACAUAAAAUAAAAAAUAGAUAUAUAGAAUAUACAGAUUUGUAUGUAACUACAAUGAUAGAUUCAUUGUUACUUAUGAUAUUAAGUUGUUGUUGCUAUGGCAACAAAACUACAACAUGGCUACCUUUAUAUACCUUAAUUGUGAAUUUUUUUCACAUGUAAAUUGAAAUAAUGUACAACAUUAACUUAUUCAAAAAAGAAUGGGUAGAUAGACUGUCUUGAAUAAAGAGAUGAUUGAAUAUUUUGUAAGAAAAAAAGCAAAGAAGAAAAAAACUUUCAAAUCCAAAGGCCCUAAUUAGGGGAGAUCAGGUGUGUUUUUAUUUUUCUUUCUAUUUUUAUUUUUUGUGGUUUUUUGGGGAGGGAUUGUGUGCCUCCAGGUUUGUGUGACCUGGAGUCAAAGGCUGGAAUGUUCUGUCUUGGCUUAUGAAGCCGUCAGUGGGACCCUUUGGGGAGGAGGAAACUUGUUUUUUUUUUUUUUUCUUUUGAGAUUUUCCCCUUUUUAUUUAUGAUUUACGGUCACUUAAAAGAGUAAUGGAAGUCAUUAUCACAAAGUAUACUGAAUAACUCGUGCUAAAAAAAUCACUGUUAAAAGUUUCUGUUCGGUUGGCAUCUUGCGUUACUUCCAGAGUUGAUGCAGGUACGUACUACAUGGCCUCUCCUGCCUGCUCGGCCAGACGUUUUGGAGGAAGUAUGGCGUAACAUUUCAAAACUCUUAGAACUGUUUGUCCCUCUCCUUCAUUUCAGUGACAUUUCUCAAGUUUCCCUCUCCCCUCACCCCACCAAAGCUAUGCCCUGCUGUGCUGGGGGCCAUUGUCACUCACUGGAGCUGAGAUAACUCAAAUCGGUGUACGAAUGUGUGAUAUUCACCUUGUUUGCACUUAUGUACAUAAAUAAGUCAAGAUAUUCAGACCAAGUUUUGAAUAUUUAGAGAGAAAAUAAAGAAGAAUCUAUCAAAAGAACUAUUGUUAAUAUGGCAAAUAAUGAUCAUUUUAAAAGUUUGUAAGAGAUGCAAUUGUGGCUUUUGAGGGAUUUUUUUUCUUUCAUUUAAAUUUUGUUUUAAUUUUCUUUUGGCCUCGUCCUUCUCAAAGCAUGUCAUUGUUCUGACGUUAUGAUGGCAAGAAAAAAAGUCUGUGUUGAAAAGCUUUAUAGUUUGUCAUACCUUACAAAAACACUGAAUGUUUAAUCCAGCUGUCUCUGAUGCUGAAGGAAACUGCAGUGCUCAUUGACAUAAAUUCAUAGCCAUUGUUUUAUUAUAAAUAAUUUUAUAAUAUUAAUAAAUCUGUUCAAUAAAAAUGUGGUCCUAAAGCCCAUAGGGCAAAAUAAAUUGUCGAUUUAUGUCUUUGACUCUUCAGAGUUAGUGUGGAGUCUUUCAGACAAAUAUAAUUUCCAAUUUUAAGGAAGAAAUUCAUUACUGCAUUUAUCUGACAGUUUCACUAGUGUUUUAAGUUGAGUGCAUAUUUAAAUACCUAAUCCAAUGGCAAUGCACUCUUUAAAAAGCUUGUGAUUCUGCAACACCGUUAGCACUCUGAUGAGCCAUGCUAAGUGGUUGCUCAGGUAUUCAGUGUCUAUUGAAGGGUCAGUCUAACCUACACCGCCCUCUGCAGGCUGCCUGAAGAAUGCAGAUGACAGCUGGAAAGUAUAGCAAAACGCAAGAAGCUGAAAAUAAUUUGAUUCAGUUUUUUUUUUUUAAGGUUGUUACAUUUUGGUUUUAUUUUUAAAAAAUGCAGAUCAGUCUCAAUCUCCAUAAAUCUUAAACUAAAUUGAAACCGGAAAGACAACAGCUCAUUUGUUCUACAAAAACACACAAUAAACAACAAAUAAGGAAGCCUCUGUUCGUGCGAUAUUGUACAUGUGCGCUUUGAUAGCGUUGGAAGCCAAUAAUUUUGUUGCCAUGGCACUUGUGUCCUAGCAGUGGGGAAGGGGUUGAGCCUUAAAGGGUUGCGAUGGGUAGAUGCAUCCCUGGGCCACGUGAUUGGCCCACAGCCUUUGGGCAGUUUACACCACCAAAGACUGAGAGUCCAACACUUAGCCGCACAGAAAACCCAUGUGAGACUGAAAGCCUUGCCAUUUUUUGAGUACACACAUUUGAAAUGCAUGUACUUUACUCUCAACUCAGAAUGCUUAUAUUUCCACUGUGGAGCUCCAUAAGGACUGUACUGUUAAACCUGCUGUGUAUGGAGCUGCAGAGGUCCAUACUGUUGUGCCUACAUAUUCACUGUGGUGAGAAUGACACCGAGUCCUUCUCUCACUGUUAACGGUGACCACUUUGUGACCCUUUAAUACAGCCAGAAUUUCAGUCUUUCGGUAAGUAGAUGUGGAGGGGGGAGGGCUGACGUUACCCGACAGAAUGAGAGAGCCGAGUGAACACAAUGUGCGAGGCGGAGACUUACAGCAAAACCUGACCGUCGAGAUGCCCUUUAAUGUCGAGCGGUGCAGUGGGUUAGCUUGAAGCUGUGCGUCUGAGAAUCAGUAUUCACAGGUACUAAACUGCAGUUAUUGUGCCCUUUCCAUAUAUGGAAGAUUCACCAGAACCCCCGGUAUCCAGGUUUAAGUUUGAUGCUUGAAUACACGUUUGUGAUUGUACUGGAAAGUGCCUCAGUCAGGAGUGUUGUCUGCCCAGUGUUUGUAAGUAUAAUUCAGAAAUGAGAAUGUCCAUAUUGUCUCAAAGCCAUAUCAACUAGACUCACCUCUCCUCCACUGCAGGGCAACAAGAAAAAAAAAUGCUCUUUACUUCUUUGGGUAAUAGUUUUAUUCCUUACUCUGUUUCUAUUAGCUUGUAGUGCUUGUAUGUGCUUUAGAACUGUGCUUAAUUCUAAUCUCUUUUGGUAUAUAUAAAUAUAUAAAUAUGAAUAUAUAAAAUAUAUUACUUCUGUUAUUUUUUUGACCUUUUAAUAAAGCACUUAAAUA
Anguilla anguilla (European eel) is the source of this 9748-nucleotide messenger RNA. RefSeq names its product muscleblind-like protein 3. Lineage: Eukaryota; Metazoa; Chordata; Actinopteri; Anguilliformes; Anguillidae. The transcript is spliced from 13 exons. The coding region runs from base 1304 to 2539 and encodes 411 amino acids. The record is from RefSeq and is a predicted model, not a curated record. Gene Ontology annotation, molecular function: metal ion binding.